Molecule: messenger RNA, 1654 nt
Organism: Phoenix dactylifera (date palm)
Lineage: Eukaryota; Viridiplantae; Streptophyta; Magnoliopsida; Arecales; Arecaceae
Product: trihelix transcription factor ENAP1
Cellular component (GO): nucleus
Molecular function (GO): transcription cis-regulatory region binding
Source: RefSeq, a predicted model, not a curated record
CCGCCCCCCGGUUAGACUCCGUCCGCGGUCAGCAAUCUCUCACGCUAAGUUGGUUGCACGGUGACGUUACCGUCGGGGGUGGACAGAUGCGCGGCCGACGGCUCUCCGCGCCCCUCCUCACCGACCCGGUGGGGACUGCCCCGCUUUCUUAUCCCCCUGAUCCCGGCGUCUCCUAAAAAAACUUCCCCACCACCAUUCCCCCUUCUCAUCUCGAAACCCUAACCCUAAUCCUUACUGUCGCCGGCGGGUUCCGAUCGAUUCAUGGAUCCCGGUCCUCAGGGGUACCGCCACCACCCUACGCCGCCGACGCACGCCGGUGGCGCCGGAGGGAGGGAGGACUGCUGGAGCGAGGGAGCGUCGGAGGCGCUGAUAGAGGCGUGGGGGGACCGGUACCUCCAGCUGAGCCGGGGGAACCUCCGGCAGAAGGACUGGAAGGAGGUCGCCGAUGCCGUGAACGACCGGCAGGAGGUUCUCGGCAAGCCCCGGAAGACGGACGUCCAGUGCAAGAAUCGGAUCGAUACCCUCAAGAAGAAGUAUAAGCUCGAGAAAUCGAAGCCCGGGCUGUCGCAGUGGCCCUUGUUCUCGCGCCUUGACCUCCUCAUCGGGCCCAACUCUGCUCCAUCUAUCAAGAACCCGAAUCCUUCCUGCGUCCCCUUCAUCAAACCCCACUACCCCCAACCCAAUUCCCGCCGGCACCCUUCCCUUACCUUUACCAUCAAGCCCCGGAACCCUAACCCUAAUGCUGCCGUCUGCUCGGACGGGUCGACGAACUCGCCGGGGUCCUCGGAGAGUUCCCGUGGAGAAUUUGGCCGGGUCGGGGAUGAUAAUGAUGAGGAGGAUGAUGACGAUGAAAACGAGGAGGAUGACGACAAUGGGAUGUUUGAUGUUGGGGCUGCAAGAAAAAAGCGGCGGAGGAGUUGGGCGAGUUUGGGCGGUGGUGGUGGGGAGGAAGGGGCUUUUGGGGAGUUGGCGAGGGCCAUUGUGAAGUUUGCAGAGGUUUAUGAGAGGGUGGAGAGAUCAAAGCAUCAGCAGAUGAUGGAGCUGGAAAAGCAGCGGAUGGAGUUUGCGAAGGACAUUGAGUUCCAGCGGAUGCAGAUGUUCAUGGAUGCUCAGCUUGAGCUCGACAAGAUGAAGCGGCCCAAGCAUGCGUCGGGAUCUGGUGGCAAUAAUGACUCAUCACAGGGUGCACCUUCUGGAACUUGAUGGUAUCCAAAAAAAAAAAUGAUCCUGAAAUGCUUGACCUGCCCCUCUUCUUUUGGAAGAUCAAUCCAUCAGAGAUGAUGAGCAUAUCACAGCCUGCCUUUUCCUGCAAGUUCGAUGGCCCAUUGGUUUGUAAUCUGUUCUAGAACAUCUUUCCUUUCAACCUUGCCAAACCUCAAAGCAGGCUACGAAAUCAAGCAGUAAUAACCAAUAUAGAACACUGGUCCGGACAGCACUGGCGAGCCAAUCAGCAGCAAUAUAGCAAUAUGUGGAAACCAAACAGAAGGUGGCAUCAACAGAAUGUCAGUUGCCUAUCAGCAAAUUUUAUACAUCUUAGUUUGUUAUCUCUAAUGUAAAAUUUUCGGUCUUUGAGCUGUGUCCCUGAGCGGGUACUAAUUAUGUACUCAACAAUAGAGAAUUUUCAGUUAUUAGUCACAAAAUAUUUGACUAAACU